Molecule: messenger RNA, 8167 nt
Organism: Anguilla anguilla (European eel)
Lineage: Eukaryota; Metazoa; Chordata; Actinopteri; Anguilliformes; Anguillidae
Gene: eml5
Product: EMAP like 5
Exons: 45
Coding region: 322-6282 (1986 amino acids)
Molecular function (GO): microtubule binding
Source: RefSeq, a predicted model, not a curated record
GUCUGUCUUGAGCAGAGCUGCUCGCGCGGGGCUGGAGUGGCAGAAGUACAGCGGUGCUUGGUAGCUGUAAAAUAAGUACUAGGCGGACGAUUUAAAAAGACAAGCCGCCCCUCGAGAAACGGCAAUAUGCAGUAAGACUAUUUUCAAAAAGCAUACUGUACUUUGGACUAAUUUAAAUGCCGUUUAGACUAAAUAUUGGGUGUUCCUAUAGUCGUGCAAGAUGCACUGAUAUCAGAGCAAGCAAAUGAGGGAUUGAAGGAAAGGUAGUGUCGUGAAUGAUCAAAUAUCAAAUACUCGUGUUGGAGAGAAAUAAUAACGGACAUGGCUGACAGAACGGCACCGAAUUGUCACCUGCGGUUGGAAUGGGUCUACGGUUACCGGGGGCACCAGUGCCGCAACAACCUGUACUACACAGCGGCGAAGGAAAUAGUCUAUUUCGUCGCCGGUGUGGGAGUAGUUUACAACACCAGGGAACACAAGCAGAAAUUCUACUUGGGACACAACGAUGACAUAAUCAGUUUAGCCCUGCAUCCGGAGCGUGUGCUGGUGGCCACUGGUCAAGUGGGCAAGGAGCCCUACAUUUGUGUGUGGGACUCCUACACAGUGCAGACGGUGUCCAUUCUCAAGGACGUGCACACACAUGGCAUCGCCUGCCUGGCCUUUGACCUUGAGGGACAGUGUUUGGUGUCUGUGGGCUUGGACGCAAAGAAUACGAUCUGUGUUUGGGACUGGAGAAGAGGAAAGGUGCUCGCUGCAGCCCCUGGCCACACGGACAGGAUAUUUGACAUAUCAUGGGAUCUAUACCAGCCAAGCAAGCUUGUGAGCUGUGGAGUCAAACAUAUCAAGUUCUGGAGCUUGUGCGGCAACGCUUUGACCCCCAAGCGUGGCGUUUUCGGCAAGACCGGGGAUCUCCAAACCAUCCUCUGCCUGGCCUGCGCUAGAGAUGAGGUCACAUAUUCGGGCGCCUUGAACGGCGACAUUUACGUCUGGAAGGGGAUUAAUCUGGUGCGGACCGUGCAGGGCGCCCACGGGUCGGGGAUUUUCAGCAUGAACGCCUGCGAGGAGGGCUUCGCCACGGGCGGCCGGGACGGCUGCGUCCGGCUCUGGGACCUCAACUUCAAGCCCAUUACGGUGAUCGAUCUCAGGGAGACGGACCAGGGGUACAAAGUAACUAGAGGUGAAAAUUGCAGAGGGCUAUCCGUACGCAGCGUGUGUUGGAGGGGCGACCACAUCUUGGUGGGCACCCAGGACAGCGAGAUUUUCGAGGUGGUGGUCCACGAUCGCACCAAGCCCUUCCUGAUCAUGCAGGGCCACUGCGAGGGGGAGCUUUGGGCGCUGGCCGUGCACCCCACCAAGCCCCUGGCCAUGACAGGCAGCGACGACCGCUCGGUCAGGAUAUGGAGCCUGAUCGACCACGCCCUGAUCGCGCGCUGCAACAUGGAGGAGCCCAUUCGCUGCGCGGCCGUCAGCACCGAUGGCAUCCACCUGGCGCUGGGCAUGAAGGACGGCUCGUUCACUGUCCUCAGGGUCAGGGACAUGACCGAGGUAGUGCACAUCAAGGACCGCAAGGAGGCCAUCCACGAGCUGAAGUACUCCCCCGACGGGGGGCACCUGGCCGUGGGCUCCAACGACAACUCGGUGGACAUCUACGGCGUGGUGCAGCGCUACAAGAAGGUGGGGGAGUGCAUGGGCUCCACCAGCUUCAUCACGCACAUGGACUGGUCCUCCGACAGCAAGUACCUGCACACCAACGACGGCAGCGGCAGGAGGUUGUUCUACAGAAUGCCAAGUGGUAAGGAGGUCACCAAUAGGGAGGAGCUGAAGAUGGUGCAGUGGUCCACCUGGACCUGCGUGCUGGGCCCAGAAGUGAACGGGAUUUGGCCCAAGUACUCCGACAUCAAUGAUAUCAACUCCGUGGACGCCAACUUUAAUAGUCAAGUAUUAGUAACGGCCGACGAUUAUGGAUUGGUUAAACUGCUACGAUAUCCUUGCGUGAGAAAAGGUGCAAAGUUUAAAAAGUAUUUAGGUCACUCUGCCCAUAUAACUAAUGCCAGAUGGUCACAUGACUAUCAGUGGGUGAUCACUAUUGGUGGAGCUGACCACUCAGUGUUCCAGUGGAAGUUUAUUCCUGAAAGAAAGUCAAAAGAAGCCCUUCAUAUAGCACCUCAAGAAACUCUGGCGGACUCCAACAGCGAGGAAUCGGACUCGGACCAAUCGGAUGUGCCGGAGAUGGACUCAGAGAUCGAGCAGGAGACGCAGCUUACUUACAGACGUCAGGUCUAUAAAGAAGAUCUACCUCAGCUCAAAGAGCAGUGCAAGGAGAAACAUCGGAUGAUGGCCACCAAGAAGCGGGAAAGGGCUCCAGCGAGUGGUGUGAGGCUCCAUUUCAUCCACGGUUACAGGGGAUACGACUGCAGGAGCAACCUGUUCUACACCCAGACGGGGGAGAUUGUGUACCACGUCGCAGCUGUUGGGGUUGUGUACAACCGGCAGCAGAACACGCAGCGUUUCUACCUGGGCCACGACGAUGACAUUCUCUGUCUGGCAAUCCACCCCCUGAAGGACUAUGUAGCAACAGGCCAGGUGGGCCGAGAUUCCUCCAUCCACGUUUGGGACACGGAGACGCUGAAGCCCAUGUCUGUACUGAAAGGGUACCAUCAGUACGGAGUGUGUGCUGUGGACUUCUCAGCGGAUGGCAAGCGGUUGGCGUCAGUCGGGCUGGAUGACAAUCACACCAUUGUCCUCUGGGACUGGAGGAAGGGAGAAAAGCUGUCCGCCAUCAGGGGAAGCAAGGAUAAGAUUUUUGUCGUCAAAAUUAACCCUUACGUGCCUGACAAGCUCAUCACGGCUGGGGUGAAGCAUAUGAAGUUCUGGCACAAAGCAGGUGGGGGUCUGAUCGGGCGAAAAGGAAACAUGGGGAAGACGGAGACCAUGAUGUGCGCUGUGUAUGGCUGGACAGAGGAGAUGGUGUUCUCAGGGACCUGCACAGGGGACAUCUGCAUCUGGAGGGACAUGUUCCUCAUCAAGACGGUUAAGGCCCAUGAUGGACCUGUGUUCAGCAUGCAUGCCCUGGAGAAGGGCUUCGUAACGGGGGGAAAAGACGGUGUGGUCGCUCUGUGGGACGACACCUUCGAGAGGUGCCUGAAGACCUAUGCCAUCAAGCGGGCAGUACUGGCCCCGGGCUCCAAAGGUUUGCUGCUGGAAGACAACCCGUCCAUACGUGCCAUAUCCCUGGGCCACGGUCAUAUAUUAGUGGGUACGAAGAAUGGUGAAAUCCUGGAAGUGGACAAAAGUGGUCCCAUUACUCUUUUAGUCCAGGGCCACAUGGAGGGCGAAGUGUGGGGCCUGGCCACCCACCCUCACCUCCCCCUCUGCGCCACCGUCAGCGACGACAAGACCCUGCGAAUAUGGGACCUCUCCCCCAGCCACUGCAUGCUGGCCGUGCGAAAGCUCAAGAAAGGGGGUCGCUGCUGUUGUUUCUCCCCGGAUGGCAAGGCGCUGGCGGUGGGCCUGAACGACGGCAGCUUCAUCAUCGUCAACGCCGACACCCUGGAGGACCUGGUCUCCUUCCACCACCGCAAGGACGCCAUCUCCGACAUUCGCUUCUCCCCAGGUGCUGGAAAAUACCUGGCUGUGGCUUCAGCAGACAGCUUUGUGGACAUCUAUAACGUGAUGAGCAGCAAGAGGGUGGGAGUGUGCAAGGGGUCACUGAACUACAUCACCCAUCUGGACUGGGACAAGAGAGGGAAGCUUCUGCAAGUUAACACGGGGGCCAAGGAGCAGCUAUUUUUCGAAGCUCCCCGUGGCAAGAGGCAGACGAUUCCCGUCGCGGAGGUGGAGAAGAUCGACUGGAGCACUUGGACAUGUGUGCUGGGAACACACUGCGAGGGCAUUUGGCCAGUGGUCAGUGAGGUCACAGAGGUCACUGCAGCCUGUCUGAGCAGCAGCAGAAAGGUUCUGGCCACCGGCGAUGACUUGGGUUACGUGAAGCUGUUCAGGUAUCCUGUCAAGGGCAAGUAUGCAAAGUUCAAGCGCUACGUGGCGCACAGCACGCAUGUGACCAAUGUGCGGUGGACGCACGACGACGCGCUGCUGGUGACGGUGGGCGGGGGGGACACCUCCCUCAUGAUCUGGAGCCACGAGCCCGAGGGCCACCGAGAGGCUCGGCAGUGUGACAGCGAGGAGUCGGACAUCGAGAGCGAGGACGAUGGCGGGUAUGACAGUGAUGUGAUGAGGGAGAAUGAGAUUAACUACACCAUCAAGGCCUUAUCCACCAACGUGCGCCCGAUGUCCGGGAUAAAGCCCCACCUGCAGCAGAAGGAGCCUUCCGUGGAUGAGAGGCAGGGGGUAGUAAGGGGGUCCAGACCUCCUGUGAGUAGGGCUCUGCCUCAGCCAGAGAAGCUGCAGACCAACAAUGUGGGCAAGAAGAAGAGGCCCAUCGAGGACCUUGUUCUGGAGUUGGUGUUUGGUUACCGUGGCAACGACUGCCGUAACAACGUCCACUACCUUAACGAUGGCGCGGACAUCAUCUACCACACGGCCUCGGUGGGCGUGGUCCUCAAUCUCGCAACAGCCUGCCAGAGUUUCUACGUGGAGCACAGCGACGACAUCCUUUGCCUGACCAUCAACCAGCACCCAAAGUUCCCCAACGUGGUGGCAACUGGCCAAGUAGGUGAUUCUGGUGAUAUGUCAGCAACAUCGCCUUCUAUCCACGUGUGGGAUGCCAUGAACAAACAGACACUUUCCGUGCUUCGCUGCUUCCACUCGCGGGGAGUCUGCUCCGUUAGCUUCAGCGCCACUGGGAAGCUCCUCCUCUCUGUGGGGCUGGACCCUGAGCACACCAUCACCAUCUGGAAGUGGCAAGAAGGUGCCAAAAUCGCUAGCCGGGCCGGGCACUCCCAGCGCAUCUUCGUGGCGGAGUUCCGCCCGGAUUCGGACACGCAGUUCGUGUCGGUGGGGAUCAAGCACGUGCGCUUCUGGACGCUGGCGGGCCGGGCCCUGCUCAGCAAGAAGGGCGUGCUCAGCUCCAUCGAGGAGGCCCGCAUGCAGACCAUGCUGUCCGUCGCCUUCGGAGCUAAUAACUUGACAUUUACAGGUACCAUAAGUGGGGAUGUGUGUGUGUGGAAGGAGCACGUUCUAGUGAGAAUCGUGGCCAAAGCCCACACAGGCCCCGUUUUUACCAUGUACACCACACUGAGAGACGGGCUCAUUGUGACCGGAGGCAAGGAGCGACCGUCGAAGGAGGGAGGUGCCCUCAAACUGUGGGACCAGGAGCUGAAGCGCUGCCGGGCUUUCCGCCUGGAGACGGGCCAGGUCAUAGACUGCGUGCGCUCUGUGUGCAGGGGGAAGGGUAAAAUCCUGGUGGGGACACGGAAUGCAGAGAUCAUUGAGGUGGGAGAAAAGAAUGCGGCCUGCAACAUCCUGGUGAACGGCCACAUGGACGGACCCAUCUGGGGCGUGGGGGCCCACCCCUCCCGUGACGUCUUCCUGUCUGCUGCCGAAGAUGGCACCGUGCGACUCUGGGACAUUCCUGAGAAGAAGAUGCUCAACAAGGUGAACCUGGGCCACCCGGCACGCACGGUCAGCUACAGCCCCGAGGGGGACAUGGUGGCAAUCGGCAUGAAGAACGGGGAGUUCAUCAUCCUGCUGGUCACCUCGCUUAAGAUCUGGGGCAAGAAGAGGGAUCGCCGAUCCGCAAUCCAGGAUAUCAGGUUUAGCCCAGACUCUCGCUACCUGGCGGUGGGCUCCAGCGAGAAUGCCGUAGACUUCUAUGACCUGACGCUGGGUCCAGCGCUUAACCGCAUCAACUGCUGCAGGGACAUCCCCAGCUUCGUCAUGCAGAUGGACUUCUCUGCAGACAGCUGCUUUGUCCAGCUGUCCACUGGUGCAUACAAACGGCUGGUAUACGAGGUGCCUUCAGGAAAACAGGUCACUGAACAGGCAGUCAUUGACAGGAUCACCUGGGCCACAUGGACUAGUGUCCUGGGUGAUGAGGUGGUGGGGAUCUGGUCCCGCAACACUGACAAAGCAGACGUAACCUGUGCCUGUGUGUCCCACUCUGGCCUCAACAUCGUCACAGGCGAUGACUUUGGAAUGGUAAAGCUGUUUGACUUUCCAUGUCCAGAAAAGUUUGCUAAACACAAGCGCUUUCUGGGUCAUUCUGCCCACUUGACAAACAUUCGCUUUACAAGUGGGGACCGCUAUGUGGUCAGCGCCGGUGGUGACGAUCGAAGUGUCUCCCACAGCCUGUUUGUCUGGAGGUGCAUCCAUGCGCCUCACUGAGGGCCGUGCCGAAUGCAGAGGGGGCUGCACGGGGCGUUCCAGCAUGGCCGAGGAGCAGAAACCCACAGCUGGACAACUGCAUGUCAAAGGGACGUCAAACCUGGCAGCUAGCACCCACAACAGUGACUUACAUUUAUUGCGCAAGACUGGGCAUGUGCACACAAGCGUCAUUUCUGCGAAUGUACUGUCCAUUGCAGUGCUCUUUCUGGACAAUCGACACCGCAGUCUCGUGGACUGCAGUUCGCUUGAAAAAACUACAAAAUCUGACGCAAGACCUCAGAGUCACUAUCAUCAACCCCUCACUAAGUUUUUAUUUAUAUAUCAUGUUUAAGUUUUGUGGUUUAUCUUGUAUUUGGUGUGCGUGUGUGCAUCCUUUUUUUGGUUUCAAUAUUUUAGGGGCACAAUGGUGCUUGUUGGUCAGAUUCAGUAUGAACUAUGGACAUGCCAUCUUUUAAAACAACGUAGCAAACAUGAUUAGCCUUAAACUUGACCUUUCGUGUGUGUGGUUGCGUGAUUUUUGUUUCGAUGUUUUUCUAAGUUAACCUGUUAUUUUUGUUCAGGAGUGUCUUGAGGCUUUUUUUUUUUAUUUCUUAAACUCCUGUGGCCUUCUUCCUGAAUGUACAUCCGAGUUCUAUUUUGGAUGUUAGCAUGCCAAAGCAUACUAUGCACUGUACACCUGACCCGGUCACUGUGGUAACCCCAAUGGUUUGUUCAUGUAACUGUGCUAUUUACUGGUUGAACCUAAAACCCCUUGAUGUAUCUGAACCUGAAAAUAUGUGAACUGAAAUGUAGCAUUUUUGGCUUGUGCGGUAACCCUUCAUGACGUAUGUAUGCUAGUAUGUUCGCGAGUGUGUUCUGCGUACAUGUGCAUGGCUUACUGAAAGACAAUCCCUUACCAACCAAAAUCCUCAAAUGUAAAAAAAAAAAAUUUAAAAAGGAAGAAAGUUUGACAUUUUCAAUGCACUGUUGUCCCCCCCCCCCUUGAAUCACUACUGUAAGUGUGCUGCUAAACCAUGUUUUUUGAAACUGAAGUUCACCCAUUUUAAAUCAGGCUUGAAUUAAAGUAGGAAAACACUGAUAUUAUUUUGUUGUCAAAUAAUACUUCCUACUUUGAAAUAUCUGUCCAUAUGAAACUUAAUAUCCACUCAGUGAGCUGUUCUUUUGAAAUUCUGGAGAGAACAGGGACAUGUGACCCAUGCUUCGGUUGCUGGGUGUGAAAUAAUCUUUAUAGUUCAUAGUUUGUAAAAUUGUCUGCAAACCAUGUUCACCUCUCUAAAUGGUCACCAAUUUCCAGUCUGUCGUACAAAGACUAUUCAGAGUAAAUUGUACGGCAUCGUUUUUUUUCCUAAUGAUUUAGAAACUUAGCCAGACAGUUUUAUACCUCUACAGGAGUAAAGGGUAUAGUCAAAUCAUUCAAGACAUCAUGUUCCGAUUGGCUACAAGUACUCCUCCAACAUAACCUCGGGCUCACAACCCUAGUCUAUACAAAACAUUUUAAAAAGCAUCAUCUCAAUUUGAGCUUUUAUAUAAUAGAAUACCAUUAAAGGCAUUUGUUUCCCACUCCAUUAUUUCAAACCUGGCUUAAAAUGGUUGAAUUUUAUUAUACACAAGUAUUGUAUUUAGCUAUUUUUUAAAACAAGUUUCAUUUUUUCAUGAACAGAUCCAAUAUUAUUCAGCAGGAAUGUUUUAUCGAGGAACAGUGAAAAGUAACUUGAAAAAGUGCAAAAGUUCUUUAUUUUGCAAUUUUGUAUAUAAGUUAAAAUGUGUUCAGUGCAUAUUUUAAUUUUCCUGAGAUCAAUGUAAAUAUCAUUUGUAAAGACAUUCUUUUGUAUAUUUUUGUGAAAUGUUUCCUAAAUCAGUCUUUAAUAAAAAAAGAGGAAACUUA